Molecule: messenger RNA, 966 nt
Organism: Branchiostoma belcheri (Belcher's lancelet)
Lineage: Eukaryota; Metazoa; Chordata; Leptocardii; Amphioxiformes; Branchiostomatidae
Product: adipocyte enhancer-binding protein 1-like
Exons: 4
Coding region: 1-966 (321 amino acids)
Source: RefSeq, a predicted model, not a curated record
AUGGAAAAUGCCGCCGCCACGAUUACAGCAUCUUCCGUCCAUCCGCACUGCUCCACGGAGAAGGCAAUCUUAAACUCGCAACGAGAUGGCACGUUAGAGCGAUAUGCAGCAGGAUGGUGUGCCGAUAAUGGAUUCACCUCUGAGGAAUGGCUUCAGGUUGAUCUGAAUUCACUGACUAAUGUAUCAGGUGUAAUCACACAAGGGAGAGGAGACAUUGGCCAGUAUGUGAGAAGCUACAAACUAACAUUCAGCGCCGACGGUGUUGUUUGGGAAAUAUAUUCCGAGGAUGGACAAGAAAAGGUAGUGUUUGCAGGUAACGCCGACUCCAACACAGAAGUUGAACACCUGAUUGCUCCGCCGGUCACGGCAAGGUUUGUCCGGUUCCUCCCGCUGACGUGGGGUGGAUGGAUCAGCAUGAGAAUGGAGGUGCUUCUGUGUGCUCCAGGAACAGAUGUAACUGAGGCCGCCACUACUACACCCCUGGUUGUUACAACCACCACGCCUGAUGUUACAACCACCACACCUGCUGUUACAACAACCACACCUGCUGUUUCAUCCACCACAACUGCUGUUACAACCACCACACCAGCUGUUUCAACCACCACACAAGCUGUUACAACCAUAACGCCUGCUGUUACAUCAACCACACCUGCUGUAACAUCAACCACACAUGCUGCUACAACCACCGCGCCUGCUUUUACAACCACCAUGUCUGUGAGCACAACCACCAUUACAACUAAUGGUGCUGCUAACAUGGUGACCACUGCGAUGUCAGGUGAAGCGCCGCUAACCACCAGCCGGCCGGGGGAGGGAGAAUCCGCCGCCGCUAACAAGGGCGAGGCACGGGGAGGGGCGGUAGCAGGCGGCGUGGUCGGGGCGAUGGUUCUUGUGGGAGCAGGACUAGCCGUAAGCGGGUUCCUGAUGUACAAGAAGAAGAACAAUGCCACCGUGGAGCCUUCACCCUAA